AGCCUUUCCUCUUUGUUCCCCCUUUUUUUUCAAGCAACCACCCCUUAUCUCCUGAUAAGACAGACUGAACCGUAGAUAUUUUGCACAUGCUCAGUUUAGUGUGUAUUGCUAGAGAGAGUGCAUGUGAUCAGCACAGGGCCAAUCAGCACUGUCCAGACAGAGGUCAGGGGUUUUUCAUCCUCCUAGAGCAGAAAGAAAACUCCUAUAAGCUUUAGCCAGUGCUGGACUGGACACUGAUAGAAGCCACAAGACUGCUCUAACUUCUGAUGAGAAAAGGUAUUUAGCAGUUUAUAUUUACUAA
Molecule: messenger RNA, 301 nt
Organism: Staurois parvus
Lineage: Eukaryota; Metazoa; Chordata; Amphibia; Anura; Ranidae
Source: the annotation of a GenBank genome assembly